Molecule: messenger RNA, 2713 nt
Organism: Peromyscus leucopus (white-footed mouse)
Lineage: Eukaryota; Metazoa; Chordata; Mammalia; Rodentia; Cricetidae
Gene: Ssr1
Product: signal sequence receptor subunit 1
Exons: 9
Coding region: 101-976 (291 amino acids)
Cellular component (GO): endoplasmic reticulum; endoplasmic reticulum membrane
Source: RefSeq, a predicted model, not a curated record
CCCCGCCCCUCCCGCGGAGCCCGGAUGAAGGGUAACGCCAUUACCGCCCGAGCCGCCGAGAGCCCGAGCGGACUCGCUGUGGACGCUGACCGGCCGCACCAUGAGACUCCUCCCCCGCCUGCUGCUGCUGUUCCUGCUGGCCUUCCCCGCCGCCGUGCUGCUCCGCGGCGGCCCCGGAGGAUCAUUAGCAGUGGCUCAAGAUCUUACAGAAGAUGAAGAAACAGUGGAAGAUUCGAUAAUUGAAGAUGAAGAUGACGAAGCUGAGGUAGAGGAAGAUGAACCCACAGAUUUGGCAGAAGACAAAGAAGAAGAAGAUGUAUCUGGUGAACCGGAAGCUUCACCGAGUGCAGACACAACUAUCCUAUUUGUAAAAGGAGAAGAUUUUCCAGCAAACAACAUCGUGAAGUUCCUGGUAGGCUUUACAAACAAGGGGACAGAAGAUUUUAUUGUUGAAUCGCUAGAUGCCUCAUUUCGUUAUCCUCAGGACUACCAGUUUUACAUCCAGAAUUUCACAGCUCUUCCUCUGAACACUAUAGUGCCACCCCAGAGACAGGCGACUUUUGAGUAUUCCUUCAUUCCUGCAGAGCCCAUGGGGGGACGGCCUUUUGGUCUGGUCAUCAAUCUGAACUACAAAGAUUUGAACGGCAAUGUAUUCCAGGAUGCUGUCUUCAAUCAGACAGUUACAGUGAUUGAAAGAGAGGACGGGUUAGAUGGAGAAACAAUUUUUAUGUAUAUGUUCCUUGCUGGUCUUGGGCUUCUGGUUGUUGUUGGCCUUCAUCAGCUCCUAGAAUCUAGAAAGCGCAAGAGACCCAUACAGAAAGUAGAAAUGGGCACGUCAAGUCAAAAUGAUGUUGACAUGAGCUGGAUUCCUCAGGAAACUUUGAAUCAGAUCAUGCAGAGUAGAAGAGAUAAAGCUUCUCCAAGAAGGCUGCCCAGGAAGCGGGCACAGAAGAGAUCGGUGGGAUCUGAUGAGUAAAUGUUCUUUGUGCAACAAUUCAGUCUGUGCUUCCCCUGCCCUAAUGUUUUUCGGCCUGAUGGGAAUUAGUGCAGAGAAGCCAUAUCACCAUAGAAGGCAACUACUGCUUAUGUGUGGACUGAGCAAUCAGAGUCUGUGGCGAUAAUAUUGUGAAAAUGCACUGCAUUCAUUUUUCUAAAGUAACAAAUUUGGUUUUUUUGGUUUUGUUUUUUUUAAACAUUAAACUGUGUGGGUGUGAAUGUCUAAGCAGUUGUCUUACCAGAAUCAUUGUUAAACUACCUGAACCACGCCUUUAGAAUACUCAGCAAAAUGCUGGUGCCGCUUCCCUCGUGGUAUUUUCUGAGUUUUGCCCCCAAGCUCAAUUCAUAUUUGUUGUCAGUGUGGUUCUAGAUGUUCUGCCGUGGAUCAUUUUGAGGAAAUAAUUGGUUUAUUUCUUGGAAUUGAUCAAAUCCAAGCUGAUGGCACAAACUGGCCUUUUGCUUGCUGUCUGCUACAGCUUAUAUUCUAAAGGUACAAGCAGGAGGGACUGCUCCCUGAGCAGCGGAGGCCUGCUGGGUAUCUGCUGCUCUUUACUGUGUGCGCACCUUCAGGAACUCACCAGUGGAGUCAAGGAAGUUUGGAAUCUCUAGCAACAAACUGUGAAACCUGACAGUUCUAUUGAUGUUGGUAUAUAAAUCCUAAUUUUACACCUGUUUUCCUUUUUGGUUUCUUUUUUUUUUUUUUUUUUUUCUUAAACAAAAAGUAGUUUGCGCAAACUGGGUUGUUGUGUUGUCUGUUGUUCCUGUGACCUGGGGGAGCUCUGGAGUGGCCUCCUUUCUUUGCCUCUUUGCUUGUUGUUGGCUUUCAGCAGUGCAUUUUGUUCUUAGAAACAAUUUAAGAAAACUUGUCAUGGUUUACAGACCAAGGGGAUCAAAUUUUAGGGGCAGAGAUACAUUUUGGUUAAUCCUAACCUACAAAAACAUUAGUUGGAAACUUUUAAAGUAGUUACAAGAUUUAUCUUUGGCCUGAUCUUUUGGGGUUUUUGAUUGUUGACCUACUUCUUGUCUUUGUUAAUGUGGAAAAUUCCCAAAAUUUAAGCACUUAAGAUUUCAGGACCAAAGUUAAGUUGGUUUUGAUAACAAUCCUUUAGUUACUCUUGCCUGAACUAGUGAAUUAAGUUUGGCAUUAUUGUCAGACUUAAAGUAACAUUGAGUUCAGUGAAUGGGUCAGAGGCUUCCCUCUGUUUUUAAGCCAUAGUCUCCCUGUGUGUAUUACAAGGAAGUAGUAAUGUCAGUAGUUCUUUUAUUCCUGACUUCCUUUUCAUUGGAAGGUCCAUUCCCUUCCCCACACAUCUAAAGGAAUACAACGAAACACAAUACACACAGAAACAGAACUUCCAAGCUGUUUAACAUGUGAGCCAAAGCCAAUAACGAUAGAAGGUCUUCUGUAAUUGUUAAUCAUUUUGCAAAAGGGGCUGAAAUGUCAAAUUGCCUGUAAUUUGCAUUGCUGGACUGUAAACUUUCUAUGGCUGUAAUAUAAUGUGUGUGGGUUUUUAAUUGGACUGCAUAAUCAGUUUAUUUUGAAAAGAUUCUUUGAGGCCUGAGGAACUGUAUGGUUUUUAACUUGAUGUAAUUAAUAUAGGAGACCCUUCUCAUUCUCAAGAAACAUUUUCCAGAACCUUCUGUAAAUAUCUCAGUUUGUUAAGCUACUGUAACAUAUACUACAGUAAGGUAUCAGUGAUUAAAACCUUUAAAUGGC